AUGUCCGGUAAUAUAGAACCUCAGACAACAGCUAAAUGUAUACUAUAUACGACAAAAGGGAACAUAGCCGUUGAAUUAUGGGCUAAAGAGUGCCCCGAGACCAGUAAGCUGUUCUUAACCGAGCUGUCAGAUGGCGCAUAUAUCAAUGGGAAUUUCAAGGAGCUAAAACCGAGCCAAUGGCUAAUGUUCAAUGCAGUUGGUACUAAUGAAGAUCGUGCGGUUGUCCAGGAGAGAAAUCCGCGGAUAAAGUUCAACAAAGAUGGGCUUUUUGGAUGGGAUAGAAAAAGGAAUACAUGGUUUGUAACUGUGCAGGCUGAUUCUAAACAUGUCUUGAAUGAUUGCAAUGUGUUUGGGAAAAUUGUUGGGACUUCUAUUUACAUCUUCAGAGAAAUCUUGAGUGGUGAGCUUGAAACUUUCUCUCGGGAUGAUGAGGUGAAACGAUUCAUGUACCCUGCAGUUUUGAAAGAUUUUGAAAUAACAGUACCUUUUUUCGAAGACAUCUCUCCAUCAAAAAGAAGGCUGGAAGAUGACGAAAGAAUACCACAACAGCCCAAAAAGAAACUUAUGACAUCAUCAAAAGUAAAGAUCGUAUAUGAAGAUGAUGAAGAGGACGACGACGACGCUAAUGAUGAUAGUGAUGUUCUAGAGGCCAAACCAAGCAAGAGAAUUAUUCUCCCGGCAUGGAUUAAGGAUGAGAGUCGAAGCGAGGAACCCAAGUCUGAUGUUUCCGUAGAUCAGCCGGAAGAACCGCCAGUCACCGAACCAACGGAGCUGCACGAUGGCGUCCAUGGGCCGGCUAUUGAAGAAAGAGAAGGCCAGGAAAACGUUGAGGAAGACAUAAUGGACAAAAGAGAACAGGAAACUCUGGAAAUGCUGGCGAAGUUUCAACAACAAAUGAAAAACAAGAAGAUUCUGAAAUGA
Molecule: messenger RNA, 921 nt
Organism: Saccharomyces kudriavzevii IFO 1802
Lineage: Eukaryota; Fungi; Ascomycota; Saccharomycetes; Saccharomycetales; Saccharomycetaceae
Gene: CWC27
Product: putative peptidylprolyl isomerase CWC27
Exons: 1
Coding region: 1-921 (306 amino acids)
Biological process (GO): protein peptidyl-prolyl isomerization
Molecular function (GO): peptidyl-prolyl cis-trans isomerase activity
Source: RefSeq, a predicted model, not a curated record